Molecule: messenger RNA, 1150 nt
Organism: Leptopilina heterotoma
Lineage: Eukaryota; Metazoa; Arthropoda; Insecta; Hymenoptera; Figitidae
Product: glyoxylate reductase/hydroxypyruvate reductase-like
Exons: 6
Coding region: 72-1031 (319 amino acids)
Cellular component (GO): cytosol
Molecular function (GO): hydroxypyruvate reductase (NADH) activity; glyoxylate reductase (NADPH) activity; NAD binding
Source: RefSeq, a predicted model, not a curated record
CUCUGUUAUAUCUGCCUGGCGUUAGUAUACUUUUAACUUUCCAAGUCGAAUGUUACUAAAAGUCAUUUAAAAUGGUUAAACCACGUGUUCUCGUGAUUAGUGACGAUACACCCACUGUUGCUUUGGAUCUUCUUAGAACCAAAUGCGACUUGACAAUUAUUCCGUCUCACAAUCCAACGAGGGAACAAAUUCUAAAAGUAGUUCCAGGACAUGAUGGAAUUUAUCUCAGUGUCCAUGCCAAUAUUAACAGUGAAAUGCUCAACGCUGCAGGGCCUAAUUUGAAAGUUGUUUCUGCAAUGUCAGCCGGUUAUGAUCAUCUUGACGUUCCGGAAAUUAAGAGAAGAGGUAUUAAAGUUGGACACACACCUGAAGUUUUAUCCUCCGCUGUUGCUGAUAUUGCUGUGAUGUUGUUACUCAGUGCAGCCAGACGAGCUCAUGAAGGACGUGUAAAAUUAAUCGAGGGUAAAGUUGAAAACCGACCACAAUGGUUAUUGGGAGUCGAUGUCAAAGGUUCAACAAUCGGAAUUGUUGGAUUUGGAAAUAUUGGCCAAGCAAUUGCAAAACGACUGAAAGGAUUUGAAAUAAAAAAUAUUCUCUACACAGGACACUCGAAAAAGAAAGCUGGGGAUGAAUUAGGGGCAGAAUUCGUAUCUCUGGAUGAACUUUUAGAGGAAAGUGAUUUUGUAAUUGCAGUCACGCCAUUAACGAAUGAAACAUUAAAAAUGUUUAAUGACAAUACCUUUGGAAAAAUGAAGAAAACUGCCGUUUUCGUCAAUGUUGGAAGAGGAAAAGUUGUCGACACAGAUGCUUUAGUGAGAGCUGUUGAAAAUAGGACAAUUUUCGCCGCUGGACUCGAUGUCGUUGAUCCUGAACCUCUUCCUCGCGAUCAUAAACUUCUGAAAUUACCAAAUAUUGAAAUUGUGCCACAUCAAGGUAGUGCCACUGUGAAAACACGAAAUAGUAUGUCAACAAUUGCUGCACAAAAUCUUCUAAACGCAUUAGAGGGAAAACCAAUGAUUUAUCCUCUAUAAAUUACCACAAAUGUUAACAAACAAAUAUAACUUUAAAAUAUUUUAUUAAAAGAAUUUCUAUCAUAUUUUGAUAAAUUUUAUUUUUUGUUUAAAUAAAUCUGAUUGUAAUUUAAAAACAA